Trichomonas vaginalis G3 is the source of this 2976-nucleotide messenger RNA. RefSeq names its product armadillo (ARM) repeat-containing protein family. The coding region runs from base 1 to 2976 and encodes 991 amino acids. The transcript has a single exon. Lineage: Eukaryota; Parabasalia; Trichomonadida; Trichomonadidae. The record is from RefSeq and is a predicted model, not a curated record.
AUGACAAAUCGUCUACAGGAAUUACUGAUUAAUGUUCAAAAUCCAGAACUUGUAGGUGAAGCACAGUUUGAACUUUUAGAAUUGAUUAAAGCUCCUGAAGUUUUCAAAGAAUUAUUCAAUAUUUUGAAUUCAAAUCAGUCAGAAUCACUCAGAAGUUCUGCUCUUGCUCACAUAUUGCGUGCAGUUGAGAUCCAAGAUGCAUUUCAAAACCCAGAAUUGCUCGCACCACUGAAAUCUCAUCUCCUUCAAUUUGCUUUUACACAUCAACCUCAGAAAUUCAUUGAUUGCACAGCAGGACUUAUCGGUGAUAUUGUUGAAGCAACAGGAAUUGAUAAUUGGCAAGAAUUAAUCCCAGCCACACUUCAUGCCAUCGAAGCUACAGAAACAAUAGCCAAUUCUAUCGCUGUCUUAUCAAAUAUCGUCAAAUAUUUCUCAGUAGAAGCCAAAACACAAAGUGUCGAAAAAUUACUUGAAAUCAUUGAUGCUGGCAUUGCAUACAAUGCAUGGCCAGUUCGUGCUUCCUCGUUCGAGUUACUCUCAUCAAUUGUCGACGUUUUGAUUGACAAAAUCGAUAUAACUCCUCAUAUCGCUCCAGUCAUGGAAUAUCCUUACGAUGCUUCAGUAUUCCAGGUCCAGGCCACUAAAGAUUCAUUGGACCGUAUCUGGGUCAUCGUUGGCGAGUUAAUUGGCAAAGAUCUUAUUUCCGAAGAACUUCUUGCCCAAAUCUACAAUCGACUGAUCGAAAUUGGCUCCAACAACAGAAUAGAUACAUACGACCGCGCUCUUAUCUUGAACGCAAUGCUUGGUCUCAUUACAAAACUAUCUGACGAACAAUUAGCCCAAGUUUUCGAUUUACAGUUCCUCCUUGGCCCAGAAAUCAUCAAAACUGGCACAGAGUUCUUAUACGACAUCAUCCAAACAGCUCUUACCGAUUACGAUUUGUCAAUUGUUUAUGCUUUACUCAAAGCACGCGUUGAAAGCUCUUUUGAGCAAGAAGAUGAAGCAUUACAUGCAUUCUCGAUCUUAGUUCUUGCCAAUGCUGUUGUCUACGCCCCAGAAGUUUUGAUUGCAGAUACAGAUUUUCUGACACAGACAAUAAAUGCAGCAUUUGAUACCAAGAGCACAUUAAUCCUUGAGUCCGUAUGUUAUUUCCUCGAUUCCCUUGACGAAACCUUCACUUCCACGUCAAAUCUCGUUUCAGAAUGGUUGAUGAAACUUGUUCCAUUACUUGUAUCCGAAUCCUCCAAUCUCAGGACUAUGGCGUACUCCGCAACGCAUUGCUUAUGCGAUAUCCUUGAUUCCAUGUGCCCUCAAUGGUUCUCAGCCAUUUGGGAUAUAAGGGAAUCAAUCACUCAAGAUGAUUUCGAUGAUUACGCGUCACUUUUAGCCGAAGGAAUCAACCGCACUGAAUUAAGUGACAGCGAAUUAACUCUUGUCAUUGAAUACGUACAAAAGUUCUUUACAGAGAAUUCAAGUAUUUAUGAAUCUGCUCCUGCAUUAAUUAUUAUUUCUUCGAUAUUGAAGAAAGAAAUGUCAAUUGCAGGCGAAUUAUUACCUCCUGCGAUGAAUGUAACAAUGGCAGCACUGAAGCAUCCGAAUGGUUCAGUUAAAACCAAUGCAAUUGACUAUCUUGGAGACAUAUUCCCAUCAUUCAAAUCCGAAAUCACAGAGAAUUAUUCACAAAUCAUUGAAAAAGUGAGAGAAAUUGCUUAUUCAAUUUGUGAGAAAGGAAAAGAAGAAUUGGAAGAAGACCAAAACGAGGAAGAAGAAGAAGAUAUCGGUGAACAAUCAUUAAAUGUAAAUAGAGUUCAAGUUGCUGCUAUUGGAACAUUAGCAAUGAUUACAAAACACAAUAAAUCAGCGGAAUAUGCAAAAAUCCUUCAGGAAUGUAUAUUAGCAGGAAUUACACAACGUGAAGAAUUCGAAGAUUACACAAUUUUGUUUACUGCAGCAGCAGAAAUUGUUAAGUUACUUGAUGCAUUCGAUCUUGACCAAUUAUUUGUUAAUUUACACAGCCAAUUAUGCGAAGACACAAAUCCAAGAUUUGUUGCUGAUGCAAUGGUUCCUUACGCGAAGAUAAUAAGACAUUGCGGUGAAGAACAAAAGGAGAAAUACAUUGAAUCCGCAUUUGAAUUCAUCAAACUUUUCUUUGAUGGACAAAUCAAAUGUUUGGGAGGAAUUUCUCCUUUGGAAGGACGCUGCGACUAUUUCCUUAUGACUAAUGUUGCUGACGUCAUAAUAUCCAUUGUUAGAACACCAAGUGGAUAUGUUGAUGAACUCUGCAAAGUAAUGAUUGAAAUCAUCAAAGACUUUGAAAAUCAACCUGCUUAUUCAUUUUUGGCUGCUUAUUCUGAUGCGAUUGAAUAUAAUACAUGUUCUGAAGAAUCUAUCAACAAUUUGUUCGAAAUUCUUCCGGACAUUAUUAAAGAAACAAGGGAUCCAAACAUGCAACAGAACAUUUGUUUCUUGUUUAAUGUCGUUCUCCAGAAAAACAAUGACCAAGUUGCCGCUGUUUUGGAGUACAAAGAAAUUAUGUUGGAUUGGUUCAAUGUCGCAAGGGAACAAGAAAGUGGCUAUGAAUCAUUGUUGUCUAACAUAGCUUCUAUGUUCUUAACAAUAUUCGCGUUGACGAAUUUGAACAGCGAUAGAGAUGUGUUCGCUGCUUCUUUGGAACAAUUCCCUCCUUAUGAUACAACAGAAACAGAAAAAAUGGCAGCAAAUUUGGUUAGAAUUUUGACAAGAAAUGGCAAAAAUUUGGAUAUAGAAACAUUGUUGGCUUGUGAUCUCGCUAUUGCUAGAUUGUUAUUAUUACCUGAUAACGAACUAUUAGAUAGAAAGAUUUCACAAUCUACACUGGAUCAAAUUAGACAAUCAUUCAUUAGUUUGACAAAUGAACAAUUAUGGAAUUUCUUAGUUGAAGUGUUCGGUAAGAAUGAAUCAAAGAUUGAAAAGCUUAGGCAGAUAUUGGGUAAGUAA